Molecule: messenger RNA, 3518 nt
Organism: Anguilla rostrata (American eel)
Lineage: Eukaryota; Metazoa; Chordata; Actinopteri; Anguilliformes; Anguillidae
Gene: kctd12b
Product: potassium channel tetramerisation domain containing 12b
Exons: 2
Coding region: 1075-2391 (438 amino acids)
Biological process (GO): protein homooligomerization; regulation of G protein-coupled receptor signaling pathway
Cellular component (GO): signaling receptor complex
Molecular function (GO): protein binding
Source: RefSeq, a predicted model, not a curated record
AGCGGUAUACCGUUGCUGUGGUCUGAGAGGGACAGAGCGAAAGCAGCGCACUGUGGUUGAGGAACAACCUUGGCAAUGAUGUGGAAACAUUAUCUAUCCGAUUUGGAUCCAGAGGUAUUUUUAUUUUAUGCAAUAUCUUGCCAUUUCAUCGGGAAAUUAAUUUUAAGCUGGGUGUUGAUGAGCUAUGCUUAAUCAGUAACUAUCAGUAUCAAGUUAUGGCUACUCACCACGCAUGUAUAUGUCUUUUUAUGUAAAAGAAAGAAGAAAAAACAAACAAACCAAAAUAACGGGAUUGAUGCCUUGCCAUUCAAAUGGAUGUAACUACUCUUGUCUUGUUCUAAACGGACUGGUUGUUCCUACUCUACUCUCUUCCUACUGUGCGUGUGCGUAUUUUAACUAAUUUUACAGAAAUUUUCAUAACGCUUUAUAUCCCAUGCAUACUUAUAUCACGGAUGGUAUUUACACUAUGAUCAACGGAUGCCUUUAUUGAACGUUUUUAUGUUAGUAUUGCGCUGAAGAGAAAACUAAGAUUUAAAUAUCCAGGCUGUGAGCGAUUUUUCUUCUCUCUUUGUCAGCUUUGUUAGUGUUGUGUUGACAAGCUGAAGGCAGUUUUCAUUCUCUCCCAGCGAGGCCAGCGAUAUCACUCCACGCGUUUGGAUCGACAGUUCCUGGGGGGGUUUCUGCAUGUCAUAGGCAGCUCCGCGGUGCUGGCGCAGUCUUCCGUAAGAUGGACAUUGAAUUCUCACUUCAAAGAACACAUUCAAAGUCGAGUCCGUGCUUAACAUAGAUUCAAAGUCAACCCGUUCUACGCGUCUUAGUUACUAUCUGCCAACUGAGCAGAAGACACUGGACUCUUAAAAAAAUUGCUACCACUGAAACUGCUAGCGUUUUCCCUAUCUCAUAAAGCUUGUUUAAUAGCACUGCAGAAAGGUUUGUGUUUAUUCAAGUGCUCUGGCAGGUAGCAUAUUGGGCUGAACGAGGUGUGGAGAUAGAUAGUAAGCCCAAAGCUCAACAAGGAGAGAGUGAAAAGGUGGGGAGGGGAGUCUCUCCACCCACCUGUCCGGACACCUUACCAUGGCUUUGCCAGAUAACUCCAGCAGUUUUCAAGGUGAGGAGCCACCUUUCCCAGAGAUUGUGGAGCUGAAUGUAGGUGGUCAGGUGUACAUUACCCGCUACUCAACGCUCACCAGCGUGCCCGACUCUCUCCUGUGGGAGAUGUUUAGCCGGAAGACCUCGAAGGGGCUUGCUCGCGACACCAAGGGUCGCUUUUUUGUCGACCGGGACGGCUUUCUUUUCCGCUACAUCCUGGACUACAUGCGGGACCAGCAGCUGGUGCUUCCCGACCACUUCCCAGAGCGCGGACGGCUGCAGCGAGAGGCUGAGUUUUUCAACCUUCCAGACCUCGUCAAGCAGCUCGCGCCCAGGAUCAGCAAGCAGAACUCUCUGGGCGACGAAGGCUGCCAGAGUGACCCCGAGGAGUCGUCUCCCAGCAACGAGGCGGCCCGUAACCUGGCGUCCCUGGGCGCGGCUGCGGCUGCGUGCGCCAGCCUGGUGCCCGGGGCGGGCAGCGAGGGUAAGCGCUCCGGCUUCAUUACCAUCGGCUACCGGGGCUCCUACACGCUGGGCCGCGACAGCCAGACGGAUGCCAAGUUCCGGCGGGUGGCUCGGAUCAUGGUGUGCGGGAAGACCUCGCUGGCCAAGGAGGUGUUCGGGGAAACGCUCAACGAGAGCCGGGAUCCCGACCGCCCACCUGAGCGCUACACCUCGCGCUACUAUCUCAAGUUCACCUUCCUGGAGCAGGCCUUCGACAAGCUGGCCGACGCCGGCUUCCACAUGGUGGCCUGCAACUCCACGGGCACCUGCGCCUUCGCCCACGAGCAGACAGACGACAAGAUCUGGACCAGCUACACGGAAUAUGUGUUCUACCGUGGGAGAUCUAUGAUCCAAGUGCCAGUCGGCGACAUACAUGAUCCCUGCGUGACCUACAGUCAAGCAAAGAACAGAAUAACUCUGGACUCGAGGAAUGGAUCCUCGCUGGCCAUCACCACACCGCCCCUCUCCCCUCUCCUCUCCGACAGCUCUCCUCUCCUUUCACCUCAUCUGUCUUCUGCCCUGGACACACCUCCAUCCAUGCCCCCUCUGGCCCCAUCUCCCCUGCCCGCCGUCAGCCCCUCCAGGCCCACCACCCUGGCCCUCAGGACCCUGCCCCAUCGCUCAGACAGGGUGAACGGGUGUCCCCCUGCACACGAGCCUGAGGAGGAGGAUAAGAAGGCCAUGGAGGAGGAGCUGAAGAAGUGCAUCGAGGACUUCAGGAGGAUCCGCAUCCCCCGGUGCUUCCCCGAUCGCAAGAGGCACUGGCAGACGGACCUGCUGAAGAAAUACGAUGCCUAGCCGUCGCUACGCCGCUGCUCUCUGGCGCCACCUAGCUGCAUGGGCAACAGUACGUCUGCGCAGGGGUGGCACUCGCCCCUUUCUAGACACCAAAGCAAAGGGUAUGGGAAUUUUGAAGAAGACACAAAAAAAACAUAUUUUGCUAAGAGCAUUAUAUGUGUGUUUUUCUCCCACAAGGAUCAUGUUGUUUUUGUUUUUUUAAAUUUAUUUGGGGGGGUGGGGGGUGGGGGGCUAUGGAAAUCAGUGAUGACGAGAUCUAUACUGACAGGACUUACAAUUUAUAACUGAAGCAACAGGUUUAAGAUUACUGUUUGAGCCGUUUAGUCCACAUAGAAUAAAACAACAACACUAUGUAAAGUGUAGCAACAGAAUUACACUUUUUAAAGCCCUAUAUAAUAGCAAGAAAAUAACUGCUAUGCAUCUACAUAUAGUUACAUAACCUGUGUUAUUAGGUAAAAGUGAUGAGUGGGGCUUGAAGGUUAGGUUCAGAUUGGCGGUCAUGGUAAUUAGUGGCUUCGGGCUUAGCUGGUAUUUGGGCGAUGGUUAGUAGGACUAAGAUUAUUAGAACUACCUGAGUAAAAACGUAACCUGUGAAAUAGUGUUUUGUAUCAUUGCUUUGUAACAAGAAGUAAUACAUAAUAGCUGCACAUUGAAUAAACAGUAAUUACACUGUUAAAUUGCCCGUUGAACAUGAGGUGUUAUUGAAUCUUUUUACGAUUCUAGCUUGGACGAAUGGAUGGGGAUCUCCACUUCUAUCAGUUAUUCAUUAAUUAUUAUUAUUAUUUACAUGUAAGAAUCAAUUCUGUUUCAAAGAAAAUAUUGGGUCAAUGAAACUGCACUGACAGUCGGGCCAAUUAUCAUCACUUCACACUUUUAAAUAAAGACACACAAUGAUCCAUCAGUGAAUAAAUGAUUUAUUGUAAAACAAUUUCUAUUUUAACAUGGUUUUAUGCUUCAUUCAUAAGAAAAAUAAAACAACUUUUGAAUCUGUGAUCUUACAUGUCAUUUUAUGCAAUGAUGUUAAUGUUAAUAAAAACAUCAGGGGGAAGCAUACAUUCACUUUUGUACUUUACAGUGUAUUGGGUGGUUUGCAGAUAAUGUCCAUAAAAUAAAAACCAAUACACAUC